AUCAUAAAAUUACACAUUUUGUGUAGAGAAGAGAGAGAGAGUAAAGAGAUGAAUGGGGGAUUUGUAUCUACCCCAACAAUACAGUUCACAAUUUCAUCUGCUGCUGUUCAAUCGAAACCACAAGAUAUCACUUUCGCCAAAUCCAAAUCCAAAUCGAAAUCAUGGACCUCUUCCUUGAAGCAUCGCCAUCUCCGGCAGACAGAUCUCAGAUUCAACAACAAACUCUCCAUUAGAUGCAAUUGCAGCCCCGGAACUCCGACUCCACCUGGUGAGGAUGAAAGCAAGAAUAUUCUGGAUGCAUUUUUCUUGGGAAAAGCUCUAGCUGAAGCUCUUAAUGAGCGCAUUGAAUCUUCGGUUGGCGAGUUUUUGAGUACUAUUGGCAGGUUGCAGGCGGAACAACAGAAGCAAAUUCUGGAUUUUCAGGAAGAUGUGUUAGAAAGAGCCAAACAGGCAAAGGAGAAAGCAACACGAGAAUCCAUGGAAGCCCGGGGAAUCGAUAAUAGGUCAUCAUCUUCUACUUCUUCCAUUACAAUAAUUGAAGAUGGCGCAGAUCUAACAAUUGCACCUCCUGCUAGUGAUAAUGUGAAGCCUGCAUCAUCAUCAUUUUCGGGUGAGAUUGUAAUUUCAGACGAGGACUAAAGUCAGCAGUCGGUUUCUUAAUAUAAUUAUCCUUUUCGAAUUCUAAGCAAUUGAUAUGUUUAUGUUUUAAUUUGAAAACGCAAUACACAACAGAGAAGAACUAUUCUGAAUUAUACAAAUGGUUAUGUUUAUUA
Impatiens glandulifera is the source of this 773-nucleotide messenger RNA. RefSeq lists its product as uncharacterized. Gene Ontology annotation, cellular component: chloroplast thylakoid membrane. Gene Ontology annotation, biological process: thylakoid membrane organization. NCBI's taxonomy places the organism in Eukaryota, Viridiplantae, Streptophyta, Magnoliopsida, Ericales, Balsaminaceae. The record is from RefSeq and is a predicted model, not a curated record. The coding region runs from base 49 to 639 and encodes 196 amino acids. The transcript is spliced from 3 exons.